Nomia melanderi (Alkali bee) is the source of this 6980-nucleotide messenger RNA. The record is from RefSeq and is a predicted model, not a curated record. NCBI's taxonomy places the organism in Eukaryota, Metazoa, Arthropoda, Insecta, Hymenoptera, Halictidae.
UAUUGACGUACCUGAAUCGAUCUAGUCUCAGUGAUGGAGUACCAUUUGCGCCAGAACCGUCGUCUUUUGAUCUUUCGAUCUUUUUUUGACACGGCGAUAACAUUAAUAAUAACAUAGCCCAACUCAGCAAAGAUUUGGACUAAAAUCGGAGUGAUAUAUUUCCAAUUGUGUUCAGAGUCAAGAGUAGAAAUAUUUCAAAGAAGUUUAACAGUUCUGGUCCCGAGAUGUCCACUCCAACCUUACGCGAACAAUGGAACGUGCAAGCAUCGGAUAUCGGCAGAAGGACGCACAAUCCCAUACGGUCCAUUGUAGAGAACAUCGUGGUUGAACCGAAUUCUACAAAACCCAUGAUCUCAUUGUCUAUCGGCGAUCCCACAAUAUUUGGCAACUUGAAACCACCAAAGGAAGUGACAGAAGCUGUUCAAGAUAGCCUUCUUUCUGGAUUAUAUAAUGGAUACGCUCCCAGUACAGGUUAUCAGAGCGCGAAGGAAGCUGUGGCAGAAUACAGUUCCACCGAAUUUCUAAACGUGAAAUCUGAGGACGUGAUCCUUUGCAGUGGAUGUUCCUGUGCAUUGGAUCUCUGCAUAACAGCUAUAGCACGGGAAGGCCAGAAUAUCCUGAUACCACGACCUGGAUUUUCGAUCUAUCGAACAUUGGCAGAGGGUCUCGGGAUCACCGUAAAAUCGUACGAUUUACGUCCUGAACUGAACUGGGAAAUUGACUUGGACGACUUGGAAUCGCAGAUUGAUGAAUCGACAGCGGCCAUCAUUAUAAAUAAUCCUUCCAAUCCAUGCGGAUCUGUGUUCAGCAGGGACCAUAUACUUGACAUUCUGGACGUGGCAGCUCGAUACUACGUCCCUAUUAUAGCUGAUGAAAUUUACGAACACAUGGUUUUCCCGGGACAGAGUUUUCACUCGUUAGCGUCCUUAUCAAGCGAAGUUCCUAUAUUGUCAUGCAGCGGCUUAACAAAACGAUUUUUAGUACCAGGUUGGCGUAUGGGCUGGAUAAUCAUCCACGAUCGUGAAAACGUUCUAGACAAAGAGAUACGAAAAGCUCUUCACUGCCUGAGCCAGAGGAUUAUCGGUAGUAACACACUUAUUCAGGGUGCUCUGCCAGCGAUUUUGAGAAACACGCCACAGAAAUUUUACGACGAUAUCAUGCGUACCUUACAUAAUCACUCAAAACUGGCGUACAAUAGCGUACUAAAAAUUCCUGGAUUGAAACCAAUAAUGCCAACGGGCGCAAUGUAUAUGAUGGUUUACAUAGAUCUAGCCUCUUUUCCGGGAUUUAAUUCGGAUCUUGAAUUCGUGCAGCGAUUGCUAAUAGAGGAGUCCGUGUUUUGCCUUCCUGGCCAGGUACGCCGUUUAAAUUCAGUAUCCACUCGUUCGGUAUUGUCCGUUGAUUACAUGGUGUUUGGCCCUUUUCUAACAGUGCUUCGAUUAUCCCUCCUACAUGAGGCUGGUCAUCACGGUGCCUGUGGACAUGCUAGAGGAGGCUUGCCAAAGGAUCCAGGACUUCUGCGAAAGGCACCAUUACAAGACCGCUGAAAAUAUGCGAAAGGACAGUUUGUCUGACUCGGAAAUUCCUUACUGAAAAAUACAUUUUUGAUGGAAUAUAUAUUGUAACUAAGGAAAACGUUAUUGGAUGUCGAAUUAAAGCAGUUUUGACAGUCAAAUAUUCGAAUUGAAGAGUCAUUGGGAUGCAGAUCUGUGUCCUGGAUAAGGCAACAUAUUUCUGAAAUAUACUGCAUUUUAGAAUUUUUUCUAACAGUUCGAAUAAAUUGCAAUUAUAGUUUGCUAUAAUAUUCAGUCAUAAGUUAAUUUUACAAUUGUAUUAUUGAACGUAGUGGCAUUCACGAUACUCCAAUCCUUUCUACAAGCAUGCAAAACGUAUAAGUGGAUUUUGCAUUCUUUUCCAUACAUGUACAUACUUAUAUUCGUCAAAGAAAAAUGUCAAAAAUAAGGAAAUAUUUUAGUUUCAUUCUUUACAUGCUGAGGAAUGAAAGAAGCACUGAUCAUUUAUCCAAAAAAUAGUGGAAUGAUAGUUACAAUUCUUCUAUCUCGUUUUCUUUUGUUGAUGAUUUGUUAGUAAAGUAAACGUUCAAGUAAUUAGUAAUCAAAAUUGAAGUGUUGCGACAUGUCGUGGAGAUCAUCGGACGUACGAGAUUAUUCUAUAACAUACUACUUAUAUUCAGAAUAAUUAAAAAUCAAUAUUUGUAUAUUUUAGAAGUGAUACAAUUUUUACUAAUUUAGCAUAAAUACAGUAAAAUAAACAUGACUGUGGCAUACUUAAUUAUUACAUCUGCAAUUUCAAAAUAACACGUAUCACAUGUUCUUAAUUUCAAAACACCGUAAUGAAAACUUUUAUGUGCCGAUAAGCGACUAGAUUUCGGAACUGUUGCAUUUCAUUUUUGGGACGAAAAUGUGCUGUAAUGCAUAUUUGUAUCUGUAAAUGUAGAUUUUACUUCACAGAUCCAGAAUUACAUAUAAACUAAAACUUUCCGAAAAUGUGACUUAUGUUGUUUUGCCAUGUAAUAUAAAUAUCUAAUUCGAUUGCAAAAAACAGAACCGUGGUAAAUUUUGUGAAUUGAUGUUCUCUAAUUAUAUGCAUCAACCAAAUGUAACUCACAUCUGUGUCAAACAUAAUAGACCAAUACGUUAAUUGUUUAAUUACAUAAUCAAGCAGUAACAUUGAAGAUACUACCGAAAGUGUAGAUGAAUGGAUAACAAAGACUAGAACUUUUCUACUAUUAGCCCCUUAAAUAAAAACCUUUUCCUUUCCUAAUAGUAUGCAGAUUUCUUUCAAAUAUUAUGUACAUAUUAAGUAAAUAAUAAAGAAUAAUAUUAAUAAGCAAAAUUGUUGACGAAGUGAGGUAUUUUCUUAAAUAAACUUUAUUGAAUUGUUAUAACAGGCUAAUUAUUUAAUAAAUCAUAUCAGGAGAAAUAAAUAUUUUGAAAUAGAUAAAUUUGAUUUUAACUAGUUCUGAGAACAAGCCACAGAAACGAUAUUCAACAAAAAGGAAUGUCAUCGAUUGUAAAACAAAUAAUGAAUAUUCUGAAGUCUUCUAUACUUCUCGUAUAAUUUUUAUUACAAUUACGAAAUUACGACAAAGGAACAAUAAAUUCUUAAACGUUGUAAAUAAUUUUAAGAGAAUUUCACUACUAGCAAAACAUACUUACGUAACUUUGUAACAUUUGAUAACACCUGCCACAUCUUUGGAGCACUUCUUGCAUCCUACAAUACAAUUACGGCCACACGUUUCGGAGCGAAGUAGAAAAGAUCUGGAAUUUCAAUUAUCUGUUGUUUCCUUGAUCUUCUUCAACACGUUGGUUAUCUAAAUUUGAAUUUACAUAAAAAGAGAAAAUGAUUUUUAAGAAUAAUAGUAGAUCCUUCUUUUAAGAUAGUCAUUUUUCUAAUUUAAAAAUAAUUUCUAAAUGAAUUUAUAUAAUAAUAAUAAUGAAUAUUCUAUUUUAAAUGGACAUGACCAUACAUAAAACGUUUAGUAAUUGUGAAUGCGUUAAGUUUCCACUACGCACUGUUUCUAACCAAAUUUAAAUUAUAACCUCACUAUUUUUUUGUUUGAAUAUAUAGGUAGUUACUAAACUAUCAUGUAUUUUCAUUUAUUUAUUUAUUUAUAGGAAUAGGUUACAAUAUUAUAAAAAGAAACUCCGAAAGUUAUUAAAAUUUGUUAAUCGUACAUAUUAAUGUGAAUAAAUAGAAUUGCAUGCUUUUAUGUGAAUACUUAUUGUAUAGAAAAAUCUAACAUUGUGGAAAAGAUAAUAAAGCUAAGCUAUUUAUUGUUAUGUAUGCAAAUUUUUGCUUUAUAAUACAGACUAACUUGUAAAGUGUAUAGUAAUAAAGCGGAAAAUGUUACAAGUCCUGGGUAUCUAAUAACGUGUCCGCCAAAUCUAAUCUAAUUAACCUGGGGCAAUAUUUCCUGAAUUAACGUGCGAAUAAGUGAAUUUAUUUAAUAACUCUUUACAGAAACAUUUUUAUGAUCUUUAUAAUGACAAAAUACGAUGAAAUAUUUUUUGAAAAUUAAUGUUUGUACUUGACUUUGAAAUUUUAUUAUAAUCUACAUUAUAUUAUAAUUUAAUAUUAUUUGCGGAAUACUUAGCAUAUUCUGCAUGUCACUGUUUACUUGAACAUCGUGCACAGUCGCUAUUAUAGAAGUUCCAUUAUUGUGUACUUUAUAGUACAAAGCCUCGAAUGAGCUUUUAGCACGUGAGUGUCAACAUCUUUAUAUUACAUAGUCUAACAGACUUAUCUCGUACCUUCAUAACGUAAAUAAAAGAUAGAUUAUACAGAUCAAUUUUAAAGAAUUUAAUCCUACAAAUUAUAAAAAAGGUUAAUGUUUCUCAUUUUAUUCCUCAACCAAGUACUGCCUUAUUACUGACCAAUAAAUAAUUGCAGACACAGAACUUUUUGUAUUCGCCACCAUAGGAGUCCUAAAACUACAGCUUUCCCGUGGCUACACAACUCGUCACUGAUUUCUAUGCAUUAUACAUGUACCGUCUCAAAUUUGCUAAUCGACGGUAACGUGCUAACUCGUUAAAUACAUUCACCAGUUCCUCAGAUUCAGUCUUUGUUUCUUUCUGCAUUUAUCGAAGAAGUAUUGACUUUAAUUACGUCCUGUAGUAUCUGCAGCAAUAUCAAUUACACCUUAUUUAUGUUUAUUACAAUGUAAUUCAUCUGAAAUCUUUAUUAUUUAGCUUCAACUAGACUUGCAUGAAUUUUAAGUAUGGAAAAAUCAGCCUAUUAACGGAUGUAGGGAGUACUUCCUUUUGAAAGAGUGAUUGAUAAAUAGGUUCUACUUUCUUCUUUUUAAAAGAGAAAUCAAGGUAUAAACUGUAUUAAUGCAAUAACAUAUUUUCCUGAAUGUCAGAUAAAAUGAUUUUAUAAGGUAGUUACGUUCAAUUAGAAUAGAUUGAUCUUUUAAAUAGAUAUUCCAGGUUUGGUAAUAAUCCUACUCCAUUUAAAUUUAAACAAAUAUAAAAAGUCAAUUAUUCUUAUAAUGCGGUCGUUAUUACUUGGCUGAAGACAUCUAAACGAACAUGUAAAUUUAUACAAUAGAAAGUACGAACUUUUGAAGAAAUUAAUUUUUAUUUUUUAUUUAUUUCUUUUACAUUAAGGAGUUAAGAGCUCAUUUUAAUUACUAUUCUAGUUAGAUAUACAGAAAAUAUUAAUAGGAAUGGAAUAAUCUUUCCAACAAUAAAGUCAAUUGAUUGGUAUUUGAGGUAUACUAAUAAUCACUCUUCUGAAAAUUAUUUAAUUAAACUGCAGUUUUUGUUCAACAUACUACAACAGUCCUUCUUCCUUCUUAAGAAUUUGGUAUUCUUUAGAAUUUUCGUUCUGGUAUUUUUUUUAAAUAAGGACAACACACAGUGUACGAUUGUAACUUUAAAAAGUAUUAAGAAUUCUCGUGUUAUUAAGGCUUACAAUAAAGGUCAAAAUUUAUGCUUUAUUAGAAGGACGGAAUCAUGAAGCAAGACGGAUUGUUGAAGUACAAUAAGGUGGUAAAUCGCUGCAAACAAAAAACCGUUAACACUUUCUUGUAAACACACCAGUGAAGCAAGUACGAAUAAAGACCAUUUCGAGAAUAUCAGUGCUACAAACUGUACGAGCCUCAAAUUGCGACGAUUUUUCCAAAUUUUCUACCAACAAUUUCAGAAUAUUUAAAGCAUAAAGUAGUUUGUUUGUGCGUAUAUAUUUAGAAAGCAAAAAAGUAAGUAAAUUUACUUUUCUAAUCGCACUUUCAUAUUUCAAUCAUUUUUGUUGGCAGAUAAUUAACAUUAUUUUACAAAAAACUUUGGAAAAAAUGUUAAAUACAUUUUGGGGUAAAAUGAUGUUGUGUUCAUUUCAUUCCGAUAAAGUGACAUUUUCUACGAAUUUUGUCUCAUAUAUUACAAGAUUAUUUGUUUCUAUAUGAUAGUAUAUAUAUACCUAGUAUAAUAUAUCUAUUUUGUAUACUUUUUAUAAUAUUACAGGUACCCAUAAGUAAUGUCGUUCCUUGAAACCAAAGUUUAUUUAAAUGUUUUAAAUUGUACAUAAAAUACUUAGUCAAUAAGAUAGUCACCAUAAUUGUAGGCUCCUUUUAUAAAAAUCCCUUGAUUUUUCAUUAAAAUACUUUUGUAUUCCGUUUUUGACAUCUUCAUAAUUGGAAAAUUUUGUAUUAUCUAAAAAAUUCUCUGGGGAUCUAAAUAAAUAAAAAUCGGGUGGCAUUAAGACAGGAGAGCAUGGUGGAUGUACCAAAGUUUCCCAAUCAAGUUCUCUGACAUUUUUCUGCGUGAUUUUCACAGGGUGCGGCCUUACACAGCCGUGCUGCAGUAUGACAGCCUUUCUGUUAACCAAAGCAGGAAGUAUUUUUGUAGUUGCACUACUUAAGCGUAUUAGUAGUUCUUAAUAAAGGCUGACAGUAAUAGUAUUUCUAGGUUUUGAAGGUUCAAAAUGAAUAACUUCCAACAAAAUCAACCAUACACGCAACAACACUUUAUUCGUAUGAAUAUUCGAGUUUGGAGUUGCAAUCGAUGUAUUACUUGAAGGUGAUCAUUAUGGUUUCCGCUUUGAACUAUCAUAUACAAACCAUUUUUCGUCCCCCGUAACUAAGUGAUCCAAAAAGGGCUCUGCUUUAUGUCUAACGAGUAACGAAUUCCAUAUAACAACUUUCGUUGCUCGAUUGUCUGCACUAAGGACACGCGGGAUCCAUUUUCCGCAUCGCCAUACCUUUUUAAUUUUGUAAAGAAGUUUUUGAACUAUAGAACACAAUACACCAUGCGCUUUUGCAAUCUUUCCAAUUGCCAAACUCGGAUCUUUCUCAACUACAGCCGUCAACUCGUCAUCUUUAAGAACAGACGGACUUCCUGACCUCUCAUCGUCUUGCUUUACGAAAUUCAUAAAGCAUAUAAUGACGCAUAUGCUCCUUCAUCGAUUUAUCUGAACUUAUUCUUUUUAAAUGAUAUUCAAUCUGGCAGUAAACUUAA